Ictalurus punctatus (channel catfish) is the source of this 6066-nucleotide messenger RNA. It is a transcript of the gene adamts2a, whose product is annotated as ADAM metallopeptidase with thrombospondin type 1 motif, 2a. NCBI's taxonomy places the organism in Eukaryota, Metazoa, Chordata, Actinopteri, Siluriformes, Ictaluridae. The record is from RefSeq and is a predicted model, not a curated record. Bases 72 to 3905 code for a protein of 1277 amino acids. The transcript is spliced from 22 exons. Gene Ontology annotation, molecular function: metalloendopeptidase activity. Gene Ontology annotation, cellular component: extracellular matrix. Gene Ontology annotation, biological process: extracellular matrix organization; proteolysis.
CGCGAAUCGCCCAUCACUAGUUUGCAGUCGGUCGCCCGCGCGCGCUCUCUUCCCUCUUCCCCCGACCUGCCAUGGAUGUUACGCCGGCUAAAUAUGCGUUCAUCGUUAUUUUGCUUCACUUUCAGCACACAAAGGCUCUCUAUAUCACCGACAGCAUAGAUUCCCUGCAGCAUGUCCUGAAGGAGUACGCCCUGGUGAAGCCGGCGAGCGUGGACACAGACGGACGCUUCCUGUCCCACGCCGUCUCGGCUGACCGCAUGAGUGGGCUGCAGCACCGGCGCAGGAAGAGAGACGCUCACGAGCACAGAGACCCAGAGCACCACGAGACACUCUUUUACAAUGUCACCGUUUUUGGACAGGAGUUUCACAUGCUCUUGAGGCGCAACUCGCGCUUGGUGGCCCCGGGAGCGACUCUGGAGUGGCACGAGGAGGAUAACCGAACCUGGACAGAACCACUACUGCCAAGCAAAUGCCUGUACGUGGGCCAUGUUACUAAUGUACCAGAUACUUCAGUGGCCAUUAGCAACUGUGACGGCCUGGCGGGCAUGAUCCGCGCAGGUCAGGAGGAGUUCUUCAUCGAGCCACUGGAGAGAGGAGGCGACAUGACAGGAGAGGAGGAGGGUGGAUCCGGACGACAUCACAUCCUCUACCGCUUGUCUGACAUCAAGAAACCAGCCAUCAGUCAUGCUGACUACUUUCACCCCAGAGGUUCAGUACUGGGUAGUCUGGCUGGAGUGGAAGCCAUAUCCAAAGGGUUUAAGCAAAAAAUGCACAGCAGCAGUCGUGCACGCAGACAGUCGGACCAAGACGAGAUCUUCAACAUCGAGGUGCUGCUGGGAGUGGAUUGCUCCGUGGUGCAGUUUCACGGCCGAGAGCAUAUCCAGAAAUAUCUGCUCACCCUUAUGAACAUCGUGAAUGAGAUCUACCAGGAUGCCUCACUUGGUGCUCAUAUCAAUGUAGUGCUGGUGCGAAUCGUGAUGCUCUGCUCAGCCAAGUCCAUGGGACUGAUUGAGCUAGGGAACCCAUCUCAGAGUCUGGAGAAUGUGUGUCGCUGGGCUUUUCUGCAACAGAAGGAGGACGAGAACGAUGCGGAGUAUCAUGAUCAUGCCAUCUUCCUUACCAGACAAGAGUUUGGACCAACGGGCAUGCAGGGUUACGCUCCAGUGACAGGCAUGUGUCACCCAGUGAGGAGCUGCACUCUGAAUCAUGAGGAUGGUUUCUCGUCUGCUUUUGUGGUGGCUCAUGAGACAGGACACGUAUUAGGGAUGGAACAUGAUGGACAGGGUAAUGAGUGUGGAGACGAGGUGCCGAUGGGAAGCAUCAUGGCUCCACUGGUGCAGGCGGCCUUCCACCGCUUCCACUGGUCCCGCUGCAGCCAGCAAGAGCUCAGCAAAUACAUCAACACCUACGACUGUCUGCGCGAUGACCCCUUCGAUCACGAGUGGCCGUCCCUUCCUCAGCUACCCGGUCUGCAUUACUCCAUGAAUGAGCAAUGCCGCUUUGACUUUGGCAUGGGUUACAUGAUGUGCACAGCGUACAGCACCUACGACCCGUGCAAGCAGCUGUGGUGCAGCCACCCUGAGAAUCCUUUCUUCUGCAAGACCAAGAAAGGCCCUCCCAUUGACGGCACCAAGUGCGCUGCAGGAAAGAACUGCUUUAAAGGUCACUGUAUCAAGCUGACGUCGGACAUCCUCAGGCAGGAUGGACACUGGGGGCAGUGGACUAAGUUUGGCUCCUGCUCACGUACCUGUGAAGGAGGCGUCCGUUUUCGCACCCGCCAGUGUGACAACCCCAUCCCGGCCAAUGGCGGACGCACAUGCUAUGGAAACAACUAUGAGUUCCAGCUGUGUAACACUGAGGAGUGUGCCAAGGAUCUUGCUGAUUUCCGAGAGGAGCAGUGCAAGUUGUGGGAUCCGCACCUAGAGCACCAGGGGACCAAGCACCAGUGGCUGCCAUAUGAACAUCCUGACCCCGAGGAGCGAUGCAACCUCUACUGCCAAUCUAAAGAAACUGGAGAUGUAGUCCCCAUGAAGAGGAUGGUGCACGAUGGCACACGCUGCUCCUAUAAGGAUCCCUACAGUGUGUGUGUGAGAGGAGAGUGCGAGAGAGUGGGCUGUGAUAAUGUGAUCGCCUCUGAGCUGGAGGAAGAUAAGUGUGGUGUAUGUGGAGGGAACAACUCCACCUGCAAGAUCGUCAAAGGCAACUUCACUAGGAGCACUAGGAAACCGGGUUUCCUGAAGAUCCUGGAAAUUCCCAGAGGAGCGAGGCAUGUCCUGAUCCAGGAGUUUAAAGGAUCUCCUCAUAUUCUGGCGGUGAAGAACCAAGCCACGGACGAGUUAUUCCUGAACGAUGAGGGCGAGUUUCCUGAGACCAGAUCAGUGAUUGAGAAAGGUGUGCUUUGGGAGUAUACCAACGAUGAUGACAUGGAAACAGUCCAGACCACAGGCCCGCUGAGAUACGGAGUCCUCAUCAUGGUCCAGUCUCAUGGUACAUCUAAAGUCACGCUGUCCUACAAGUACAUUCUACCAGAGGAUCCAUCAUCAUCUAUGGAGAACAACUUACCUCAGGAUGACAUAAUGUACUUCGAGUGGGCUCUUAAGAAAUGGUCUCACUGCUCCAAGCCGUGUGGUGGAGGUAAGCAAUAUACGCGAUUCGGCUGCCGCAAGAAGUCAGAUGGUAAAAUGGUGCACCGCACGUUCUGCGCCAACAUCCCCAAACCCCGAGCCAUCAGUCGAGCCUGUAAUGUGAAACAAUGCUCCGAGCCCAUUUGGGUAACUGGAGACUGGGAGGAGUGCAGUAAGUCAUGUGGUAAGACGGGGACUCAGACUCGGCCUGUGCGCUGUGUGAGGCCUCAGGAAGACAGCACACACAAAACUGUCAACUCCAAAUACUGUGGCGAUGAUCGGCCCGAGAGUCGGCGCUCCUGUAAUCGCCACCUCUGUCCCGCUCAGUGGAGAACCGGACCAUGGUCCCUGUGCUCCGUCACGUGUGGAAAUGGAACCCAGGAGAGGCAGGUUAUGUGUAGCACUGCCGAUAACACCAUCGGCAUCUGUAAGGACACAAAGCCGGAAAACAUUCGGAGAUGUCAACUGGUGCCCUGUCCAAAUGAUAAGGGGAACUUCCUGAUCCAGUGGCUUUCCAGAGCAGACCCCGAGUUCCCAGCACCCAAGAUCUCCUCAAGGGUGCGCUGUAAAGGCGACAAAUCAGUCUUCUGUCGUAUGGAGGUGCUGAGUAAGUACUGCUCGAACCCUGGCUACAAGCAGAUGUGCUGCAAAUCUUGCAGCGAAAGCAACUUCACAUCAACUCUCAACCUGACCUACACCACUACCAGGUCUCCACGCUCUCACCGUCUCCACACCACACCGCCCACUAGCCAUAUCUCCACCUUCAGACCUAGCAGCACCUAUACACCUUGGAGAUACACCACAACUCUGAACCCAUUCAUCCUGAGCAGAGGAACUGCGUUUCCCAGAACCACCAGCUCCAUCCUGGAGGAAACGGAUGGUCCGAGCACUUCAUCGGACGAGGAGGAAAUCACGGAACCUUGGAGAGUCGAGAUCAUCGGUGAGGUCUCAGAUUCCACAUAUGGGUUUGAGGAACUUACAGGCACCGCUGAAUACGUAGUGACCGGAACAUCAAUUACGGCGUCAACACAAUCCGGGUUUACUAGUACAAGUCUUCCGACUGUAGUAAGUCUUCACAUAUCAGAAGACAGAAAGGAGAACAAUUCAGUCGACGUGUCGUACAGAGUUGUUAACGGUAAUGAAGUCACCCAUAACUACUUUAUACCUAAAAAGCGAGUACCCUUCCGAGAGAGAACGCAGAAUAAAAGAAUUCAACAGCUCCUUGAGGAAAAAAGGAGACAAGACUUUCUUAAAAGACUCAAACUGAAACCUGGAGACUGAUUUGACAGGGCUUUUUUAUCUUUCUUUUGUUUUUUGUUUUUAAUUUCCUUUCUUUCAGUGUCAUGGAAACACUUCAGUCUCUGAGAUGUAUUAUAACAUCUGUGGUCAAUUCACCUUCAGAAUGCUGUUAAGUGCCAGAACCUUUUUCUGAUUGCAUUUGUUUCUGUUUUCGUAUGAACGCUUUGCACUUGUUAACCCUCACAAUACACACAAUCCUGUAACAAAUGUAGUCACGGUGAUUCGUUUAAUCUGGAAACACGGUUGUUCAGUUUGAGAAUUUUGCCAAGUAAAAUUAAGACUAAACAUUUAUAUGAAAUAAACACUCAGCAGCCACUUUAAUAGGUACUCAUUCGUGCAGUUAUCCAAUCUGCCAAUCAUGUGGCAGCAGCUCAGUGCAUAAAAUGAUGAAGAUACAGGUCAAGAGCUUCAGUUAAUGUUUACAGCAAACAUCACAAUGGGGAAAAAAUGUGAUCUCAGUGACUUUGAUUGUGACAUGGUUGUUGGUGCUAGUGUGAGUAUUUCAGAAACUCUCAUUUUCAUGCACAAAAGUCUCUAAAGUUUACACAGAGUGGUGCGGGGAAAAAAACAUCCAGUGAUCUCUUAUUCGCAGUUGUGCAGGCGCCUAAAGGUUCAACAUGUUGUGCAUUCUGAGAUGCUUUUCUGCUCACCGCAGUUGUAAAGAGUGGUAAUUAGAGUAACUAGAGGAGAAUGGAAUCUGUCCAUUCUCCUCUGAUCUCUCUCUUCAACAAGGCAAACAGAUCUGCCGCUCAUUGGAUGUUUGGGGGGGUUUUCGCACCAUUGUGUUUGAUGUAAACAUUAACAUCAAAAACAUUAACCCUUUACUGCAUGAAUUAUUACAUUUACAUUAGUUCAAGUAAUCAAAAUAUAUUGAAAAAUUUUUGAAAAACAUUUUGAUGGGUGGUAGUUGGUAAAUUGUGAUUGCAUGUUCACAGGCACAGUGUAUAUAGUCAAAUAGUGUAGAAUAUAGUCACAAAAUAACACAAAAUGUAUGAGAUGGCACUUUUGAUAGUUAUGUCAAAGUUAAAGCCCUCCAUUUCCAGUUACAUAGGAAAAUAGUGGAUUUGUAUUAUCGCCUAUCAAAAAAUUGGAGAUGAAUAAAUUAUUACCAUAUGGCAACACCAUGCAGUAAAGGGUUAAUCUACUGACCUGUAUUUACAUGAGUUUUCCCACACGAUUGGAUAACUGCAUAAACAUUCAUGUUCCUAUUAAUGUGGCCAGUGAACAUAGACUCAAAUUCUAAUUUCAGCUUCCCUGAUAAACAUCACAUUUCCCAUUUCCCUUUCUCGGAUACAACUAAUGAUGGUUACAGAUUAGUAAGAACAUUCUGGAAAAUUUGCAAAUCUGGAAAAGGUUGUUGAAAAGUUUGGAUUGAAAAAGUUUGGACAGAGCAAGAACCCUGUUAUAUGUACGUAUUCGUCUUUCACGUGUGUAUCAGUCAGCAAUUAUCCAAGAAAUAGAAAACAGGAAUGUGAUGAUUUCUCGAUAAUUAUAUGUUUAACCAGCAGAAUAAUUAAUAUUGUUUAAAAAAAUCCAACAUACAUUCCAUUGUUGAUUUUAUGACAGAUACUUAAUCCAUAUUUUAUUUCUAAAACCACUACUUUCCCAGCAGGAGCUGCUUUCAGAUUUAAAGGAGGAUUGAAGAUUUUUAAAUGACAUUCAGACAUCCAUUGUUAGUAGUAAAAAUGUUUCUGGUUGAUAAGAAUUUAAUGCUAGUUUUUUUUUAAAUCAUGUUAUUAUUCAUGUUUCAUGUUGUUCAGGAAUAGUGCAUGUAUUUUAAACCACUCAUGCGUUGUUCUUUCAACGUGAGCAUGACGGACCAAAAUCCUCCUAUUUUAAUGAUAUUGUUUUUAUGAGCAACAUGUCAUUACCUACACAAAUAUGAACCUCCUCAUGAGUGUUGUAUAUAUUAAUUCAUUAUUUUUUUUAAAUAUAUUUAUUGAAGUGCCUUUGACUCAUUGGGAGUGUUUUAUCAGUGCAAUUCGAGCUUACAUGGAAGCCAUUGCAUGCAGCAUGAGCGUCAAAUACGUCUGAUUCUCGGACCUGACACUGUCCAUGCUGUCUGAAGCCAGUCACUUCAAGAUACAGGAUUGCACGUGCAUUCUUUCAUACAUUAUUUCAAUAAAAUUGCAAGCGAACUCAA